Messenger RNA from Salvelinus namaycush (lake trout), 1908 nucleotides. Its product is annotated as potassium channel subfamily K member 1-like. Gene Ontology annotation, cellular component: membrane. Gene Ontology annotation, molecular function: potassium ion leak channel activity. The coding region runs from base 220 to 1242 and encodes 340 amino acids. The record is from RefSeq and is a predicted model, not a curated record. Gene Ontology annotation, biological process: potassium ion transmembrane transport; stabilization of membrane potential. The transcript has 3 exons. Lineage: Eukaryota; Metazoa; Chordata; Actinopteri; Salmoniformes; Salmonidae.
ACAGACAGAGAGGACACGGAAAAGAAACCAAAACGUAUAUAGUAACGAUUCUCACAUGCUUGCUUUUGGUCGUAGUUGAUAAGGACCGCGCACUUGAACUAGAAAUAAGCUACAUGCUAUUUUAGCCGACGUGUUACUAUUUUAGCGUCUAUAAACUAUUCAUUAUUUAUGUCAAGAGUAUAAACUGUAACACAUUGAGGUUCCAAGAACUCUUAAAAAAUGCUACAAUAUCUAACUAGCAAUUCGUGUGUGCGGUUGAUACAAAGUCACAAAUCGACAUGGUAUUUUUUGCUUCUAGUCUUGGGAUAUAUUCUUUAUCUUAUAUUCGGAGCUGUUGUCUUUUCAUCGGUGGAACUGCCUUAUGAAGACCUGCUAAGACAGGAGUUACGAAUCAUCAAAAAACUGUUCCUCCAAGACAACGAAUGUCUGUCGGAAGAACGCCUUGAGAAGUUUUUGGAGAAAGCGCUCGAGGCCAGUAACUAUGGAGUGUCCAUUCUCAAUAACGCAUCGGCAAAUUGGAAUUGGGACUUCACCUCCUCACUCUUUUUCGCCAGUACUGUAUUGUCUACCACAGGAUACGGUCACACCGCUCCGCUCUCCGACGGGGGGAAAGCUUUUUGUAUCGUCUACUCUGUGCUCGGCAUCCCCUUCACCCUCCUCUUCCUCACCGCCGUGGUCCAACGCAUCAUGAUCUUCAGCACCCGCCGGCCCGUCAUGUAUGUGUCCACCCGCUGGGGCCUGUCCAAACCUUUGGUAGCCAUGGUCCACGCCACGCUCCUCGCCAUCCUGGCUGCUUCCUGUUUCUUCCUCAUCCCGGCGGCCAUCUUCUCCUCCCUAGAGGAGAACUGGAACUUCCUGGAGAGUUUCUACUUCUGUUUUAUAUCUCUCAGUACCAUCGGACUGGGAGAUUACGUACCAGGAGAGUCCUUCAACCAGAGGUUCAGACAGUUCUAUAAAGUGGGCAUCACUGUCUACCUCCUCCUGGGACUGGUCGUGAUGCUGGUGGUCCUGGAGACGUUCUGUGAGCUGCAGCAGCUGAAGACCCUGAGGAAGAUGUUCUAUCUGAAGAAGGAGAAACCACAGGACCGCCUGGCAAUACUGGAGCACGACCAUCUGGCCUUCACCUCUGUGUCCCACCAGAACAACUCCACCUCGCUCAGGGAGGACAAGACCAAGAACGUGCCCUUCGUUAGUGUCCCCGAGCUGGCCUCGCCCGGUGGGGACGACCCCAUGAUCGGCUAGAAAGGGGGUGGGGAUAGUUCAAAUGUUUGGGUGAAACUAGGACAAGGAGAGUAGAAGUGUAGUGAGGGGGGAGGGAUGGUGAAACUAGGGAAGGACAAGGAGAGUAGAAGUGUAGUGAGGGGGGAGGGAUGGUGAAACUAGGGAAGGACAAGGAGAGUAGAAGUGUAGUGAGGGGGGAGGGAUGGUGAAACUAGGGAAGGACAAGGAGAGUAGAAGUGUAGUGAGGGGGGAGGGAUGGUGAAACUAGGGAAGGACAAGGAGAGUAGAAGUGUAGUGAGGGGGGAGGGAUGGUGAAACUAGGGAAGGACAAGGAGAGUAGAAGUGUAGUGAGGGGGGAGGGAUGGUGAAACUAGGGAAGGACAAGGAGAGUAGAAGUGUAGUGAGGGGGGAGGGAUGGUGAAACUAGGGAAGGACAAGGAGAGUAGAAGUGUAGUGAGGGGGGAGGGAUGGUGAAACUAAGGUUGCAUCCCAAUUCUCUAUCCUUCUUCUGAAGUGUGGACUUGAUCACUGCAUUGUCAUUAUACCCUGAUGAAGACAGCUUGUCUGUCGAAACGUUGGUUACUAAAUGAUUGCAUCUGAGCCCCUGGGUGUGCAGCUCUCCUUUUCUUUUUCAAGUGUUCUACUCUGCUAGCCAGCACCUCGCCUAAACACGUGUUCUACUCCGCU